UGAAAGCAUCGUUUCUCCACGUCACGUGGUAUCCCAGAAGCCUCGUCACCAGGAAGUGGUAUGCUGGAGACAUCUCCGGUUUUGUUUUGACAAUGAUGGAGGAGGAAGAAUUUGAAUUUGCUGAAGAUUUGGAGGCUAUUUUGCACCUAACACCAGAGGUGCAAUUAGCUAUUGAACAGGUUUUCCCCAGCCAAGACCCUCUGGACAGAGCUGACUUCAAUGCUGUUGAAUACAUCAAUACACUGUUCCCCACUGAGCAGUCUCUGGCUAAUAUCGAUGAUGUAGUAAACAAGAUCCGCCUGAAGAUCAGGCGCCUGGAUGACAACAUCAGGACGGUGGUGAGAGGCCAGACCAAUGUGGGCCAAGACGGCCGACAGGCUUUGGAGGAAGCCCAGAUAGCCAUCGGGCAGCUCUUUGGCAAAAUCAAGGACAUUAAGGACAAGGCGGAGAAGUCUGAACAAAUGGUUAAGGAGAUUACAAGAGACAUAAAGCAGCUGGACCACGCCAAGCGUCACCUCACUACAUCCAUCACAACCCUUAACCACCUGCAUAUGCUGGCAGGGGGCGUCGACUCUUUGGAAGCCAUGACCAGAAAGAGGCAGUAUGGGGAGGUAGCUAACCUGCUGCAGGGCGUGGUCAACGUCCUUGAACAUUUCCACAAGUACAUGGGCAUCCCCCAGAUCAGACAGCUGUCCGAGAGGGUAAAAGCUGCACAAAGCGAGUUAGGGACUCAGAUCCUGGCCGACUUUGAGGAAGCUUUCCCCUCACAGGGAUCCAAGAGACCAGGUGGUCCCAGUAAUGUGCUGAGAGACGCCUGUCUGGUAGCAAAUGUGCUGGACCCGCGCAUCAAACAGGAAAUCAUUAAGAAGUUCAUCAGGCAGCAUCUUUCAGAGUAUCUGGUUUUGUUCCAAGAAAACCAAGAUGUUGCUUGGUUGGAUAAGAUUGACCGCCGCUACGCGUGGAUCAAACGGCAGCUGGUCGACUAUGAGGAGAAGUAUGGGCGCAUGUUUCCUGAGGAGUGGUGCAUGACAGAGCGCAUUUCUGUCGAGUUCUGCCACAUCACUAGGGUGGAGUUGGCCAAAGUCAUGCGAACACGGGCCAAAGAGAUAGAGGUGAAGCUGCUUCUGUUUGCAAUUCAGAGGACCACGAAUUUCGAGGGUCUUCUGGCCAAACGCUUCUCAGGAUGCACCCUGACAGAUGUUCCUGGACAAAAGAAGCCAGAGAGUCCUCUAGAAUCCACAAACCCCUUCCUGGAGGACGAGGCAGGCGAGGAAGUGGGCACAGAGAAGGAUGAGGAUCUGGCUAAGCCCAGGAAGCCAAAAGCUCCAGACAACCCUUUCCACGGCAUCGUCUCCAAGUGCUUCGAACCUCAUCUCUACGUCUACAUAGAGUCCCAGGACAAGAACCUGGGCGAGCUCAUCGAUCGGUUUGUGGCCGACUUCCGAGCACAAGGCCCACCCAAGGCGGGCACAGAGGAAGGCGGAGCAGUCCUGCCCAGCUGCGCCGAUCUCUUUGUGUAUUACAAGAAGUGCAUGGUGCAGUGCUCCCAACUGAGCACCGGAGAACCAAUGAUUGCCCUCACGACCAUCUUCCAGAAGUUUCUGAGAGAGUAUGCAUGGAAAAUCCUCUCUGGCAACCUGCCCAAAUCCAGCAGUAACAGCGGAGGUCUCACAAUCAGCAGCCUGCUGAAAGAGAAAGAAGGCUCAGAAGCUGCAAAGUUCACCGUGGACGAGCUCUGUCUGAUCUGUAGCAUCCUCAGCACUGCAGAGUACUGCCUGGCUACUACACAACAGCUGGAAGAGAAGCUGAAGGAGAAAGUCGAUAAAAUCCUGAUGGAAAGAAUUAAUUUGACAGGAGAGAUGGAUACAUUCAGCACCGUAAUCUCAAACAGCAUCCAGCUACUUGUUCAAGAUCUUGAUGCUGCCUGUGACCCUGCCCUCACUGCUAUGAGCAAGAUGCCGUGGCAGAGCGUGGAGCAUGUGGGCGACCAGAGUCCUUAUGUGACAUCAAUCAUCAUGCACAUCAAGCAAAACGUCCCGAUCAUCAGAGACAAUCUGGCCUCCACACGCAAAUACUUCACACAGUUCUGCAUCAAGUUCACAAACUCUUUUAUUCCCAAAUUUAUCAACCACCUGUUCAGAUGUAAGCCUAUCAGCAUGGUGGGAGCUGAGCAACUCCUCCUCGACACUCACUCCUUGAAAACAGUCUUGCUGGACCUGCCCUCCAUAGGCUCCCAGGUGCUCCGCAAAGCCCCUGCCAGCUACACCAAGAUCGUGGUGAAAGGCAUGACGAGAGCAGAGAUGAUCCUUAAGGUGGUGAUGGCCCCACAUGAACCACCGGUGGUGUUUGUUGAUAACUACAUCAAGCUCCUGGCUGACGGGAAUCCUGAGACCUUCCAGAAGAUUCUUGACAUGAAGGGUCUGAAGCGCAGUGAACAGAGCAGCAUGCUCGAGCUCUUCAGACAGAGGCUACCCACACCACCCUCUGGCGCCGAUGGAGGCCCCUCUCUGUCCUUCAGUGCCCCCACGCCCGAGCAGGAGUCCUCCCGCAUCCGCAAACUGGAGAAACUCAUCAAGAAGAGACUGUGAACACAAACACAACACUCAAGAACUGGAAAAAGCUGUAGGGAGUGAAGCACCUUCCUUGCAGUUAUUCACCUCAGACAGAUUAAUACCCAAUACGAUUAUUAUUGGAGAGCACAGAAAGAGUGGACUAAAGUUGUUGACUGGCAGUCACAUGAUCACAGGCUGUAGCUGAAUGAUGAAGAAGCUGCUACAUGCUGUUGCUGCAUACAUCAUUUACAUCUGUAAUCUUUUUCUUUCUUUCCAUGACACUAACGUCUGAGCUUUUUAUCAUUUGUACAUUUUUGCACUGUGUAAUAGCACUCUGAGGACCGAAUGUGGGGCGGUUAUGUCACCUUUGUGUGACAUGUCUAAUCUCGGAGGAUUACAGGCAGCCCGAUCUUAAUUUAAACUGUGUUCAAGGUUCUCCUCUACUGUUCUGAUUUUAAUUACUGAGUCAAAGAGGACAUGUGACAUAGGUUAAGGAUAUGAAAUCCACAAGUCUGGGUGAACGAAGAUAUUUCGAUUCCCUGCAUCUUCUUUAAGACGUCAAGUCUUUUAUCUUGCAUCAUUGCCUAAGGAGGGGAACCUUUGUACGAUCUAUGCUGUAUACGUGUGCAGUCCCUGAUAUUCUUUGAUAAUUUAUUCCACUGCUUUCUUUGUUUGGACAUAAAAAUGUGUGUUAGCAACAGUAUCGCCUCAUUUUUUGUAUACGUAGGGCAAAUUGUUGACUCUUACUGCAUAGUUUGGAAAAUAAUAUCUUUAGUUCUGAGACUGCAAAAAAGUCUAAAUGUUUAAAGUGAUAUCUAAUGAUCUGAAGCUGCUCUCCCGUGUAUAAGAGCGAUGUCAAAUACAGCACACAGACUGUUGAUAAAUAAGAAUCCUUAUCUGAAGUCGGUGCACUGGGUUUGGAUACUGAUGUGAGUGCCUCUAAGUUAAACAAGCUCUUGUAGAUCAAAUGCUUCUGAAUCAGUGUACACAUUCCUGCCUUCAGGCAUAAAAAUGUUUCUUGUUUUUAUUGUCUGAACUGUGCGCCACACAUGCAGUUGGCAGUUGUUGAACACUAUUAAAACAUUGCCACCAUUG
Notolabrus celidotus (New Zealand spotty) is the source of this 3647-nucleotide messenger RNA. RefSeq names its product VPS53 subunit of GARP complex (gene vps53). The record is from RefSeq and is a predicted model, not a curated record. Gene Ontology annotation, cellular component: GARP complex. NCBI's taxonomy places the organism in Eukaryota, Metazoa, Chordata, Actinopteri, Labriformes, Labridae. Gene Ontology annotation, biological process: retrograde transport, endosome to Golgi. The coding region runs from base 93 to 2588 and encodes 831 amino acids. The transcript has 22 exons.